Molecule: messenger RNA, 478 nt
Organism: Dermatophagoides farinae (American house dust mite)
Lineage: Eukaryota; Metazoa; Arthropoda; Arachnida; Sarcoptiformes; Pyroglyphidae
Product: 14 kDa phosphohistidine phosphatase
Biological process (GO): peptidyl-histidine dephosphorylation
Cellular component (GO): cytosol
Molecular function (GO): protein histidine phosphatase activity
Source: RefSeq, a predicted model, not a curated record
UAUCGCGAUACAAUCGAUAGGCUCGUUUCUUGUUGGCAAAUAGGUUUUUUCAUAUUUCUUUCAAAUUAGCGAGAAAUUAUAUUCGUUGGAAAAAUGUCACGAAUUCUGAACAUUGAUGAUUUACCCGAUGUUGACAUCGAUUCCAAUGGUCGUUUUAAAUAUAUCCUCAUCAAGGUGAUUGAUGGCGAUAAAUCUAAAUUUUUGGUUCGAGGCUAUAAAUGGGCUGCUUAUCAUGCUGACAUAUUCGAUGUUGUAGCACCUCAAGAUGGAAAACUUAAAUAUGAUUGUGUCGGAGGUGGUCGAAUUGAACAUUCACCUGAAAAGAAAAUAAUUCACAUUUAUGGUUAUUCACAAGGAUUCGGACAAGCAGAUCAUAAAAUUAGCUGCGAUUUAGUGGCUAAAAAAUAUUUAGAUUAUAAGGUGACUUGGUCAAACGAAGGAUAUUAAAUGGAUAAAUAAAAUCAUUUUAUUUAAUAAA